Molecule: messenger RNA, 4991 nt
Organism: Calidris pugnax (ruff)
Lineage: Eukaryota; Metazoa; Chordata; Aves; Charadriiformes; Scolopacidae
Gene: CCDC162
Source: RefSeq, a predicted model, not a curated record
CCAAACUGAAAUAGGCAAAAUGGAUGAAGUAUACCAGAUCUCUUCUACUGGCAAGUCCAGCAGCUGGAACAAGAACUAGCAGCACAGCUGGCAGAGCCAAAGGCAGAAAUAGAAUACAACUGGAUACUCCAGGGAAUACCAAGUUGGGCAUACAGUUCUGUUCCAGUUCCAAAGGAUGCUUCUUAUUUCAGAAAAGAAAGGGAGUGAAUACUAAAGAAAUGCUUACAGGUUUUUUAAAGACAGAAUUACUCAGCUAGUCCAGAGUAAAUAUUUGCACAUGCUUAGGUGGAAGAGAUUUUGUACACACAGCAGCAUUGUUGAACAGUUUCAUCCUCUCUAUCAGAAGCAAAUUAGUCACAUCAUGGAAGAGUAAAACGAUGCAGCCCGGUGGCAAGGAAAAGUUUCCUGGCAGGAAAGAAAAAUCCGGUGAAUGCAGUGACACGGGAAGGUCGGAUGAUUUGCACUUGGUGGUUCGUGUGUCACCUAUGCUCUCUGGAGGGUGUUCACCAUUUUCUCUGGGUUCUCCAGCAGUUGCCUAUUUCCCACAGAAUAAAUGUGGCUGAUGAGAAAUGUCCUUAUGUGGUCCAAGACAACUGCGUCAAAUUAAGAAAUGCUUUUGACAGAAAUUCAGAUUAAGCCUAAAGUGGAUCCCUGGCAGCAAAAGCUUUUGAUGAAACUGAAACAAUGGGAAAAAGUGGAUAAGCUGAUGGACCUUCCUUCAAAAUUUGUAGAGGUCUCAGACAUGGAGAGGGUGAUGGAAGGUCUGCAGGAACACGUGGCAGUGCUGUUCGAGCCACAUCCUGCACAGUCAAGUUGUGCAGCUUCUGCUCAUGCCUCAGGACACCAGAGCUACGAUCAAGUCUGGAAGGAGAUCUAUGAGCUCUACCAGGUAUCUCUUUGAUGAAGAUGGACUUUGAUUCCCUAGUUCUUUAUUGUCCUCCUGACUCAGAAGCUGCUGCUUUGACAAGUAUAAAAGCAAGUUCCUGUAUCUGCAUCCUCAUGUUUCAUUUGGCUCCCUCUGCCCAUGUCCACCUGCCUGCACCAGUGGGCUCUGGGGCGAGCGUGCCUGGGGAUCCUGAACUACUUCAGGUCUGUGGAGAGAAGCCUGACCAUCAGUACCGCUGGCCUCUCCUUCAAGGCUGGUCACCUAAUUCCCAGUGCAGAAGACACCUUGGUCUGCUGCCAAAGGAAGCACUGGUGCCUUCAAUGCCCUGAGUUCACAGCUGUAUAUUCACUACACACCAGCGGACUACAAGCACAGGACCACAGCACUCAAUUCACAGAGUUUGCAGAGGUGAAAAACCAUGAUGACUUUUACACUAGUGAAGAAGGAUAUAUUCAUACACAGGACCAGCGAGGGGUUUACAUAAUAUAUGAUGUGGCUUUAGAGGACCUGAAGGAGCUCGAGAACCAGCUGCUGCUUGUGGCCAGCCAGUACAUUAAGAAAGAUAACAGCAAUGUAACUUGUGAGCAAUUCAGUGGCAGCAAGAUCCUUGGCUGGGCAUAUGCCUCUGUGGAUGGAUGUGCUGUGCUGCUUGACCUCUGGACCUGUGAAACUGCCCUCUUGGGAAAAAAAUGCCAGGCCUUCCGUAUAAGGAAACUUGCUUUCUUUUUGGAAGAAAAACUCCCACUUCUAGACAUUUACUUUGAAGUUAACUAACAUGCUUUGGACCCAGAGGAAAGAUUUACUUUGGACCAAGCCAUAGUUGACAUGCAUAAACAACCAUGGUUUGAUCUCAAACUUGAAUAUUUUGUCAACCCCUACAAACAUGAAUGCAUCUGUUUACAACUUCAACUGCUGAGGGACAUAGAAAACCAACAAAACAUUUAUUUGCUGGAGUUUCACUCUUCUCUUGCUCUGGUGUGCUUGAUCACCAAAGCUCUUGAGUAUCUCUACCAGGAAUUCUACAGCAUCUGCAGACCAAAACCAGCCAGUAAAGCAAGUGAUCUAGAAAAACAAGUACUUCAGUUAGUAGUUGAUGAGUGGCUAACUAUGGAAAACCCAGAAACUUUUUAUAACUCUCAGAUUCAAAAGGGAUUAUUUGCCAAGGUACUGAUAGAAGACCCUGUGCUGGUGCAAGAGAUUGCUCUGUCGUUGUUAGAGGUGGGCACAGAUGAAUCAAAAAAGAUAAGCAGAGAAAAGCAGCUCUUUAUCCUGGAUUUCUUCUCCACACUCCUGGAGCGUGCCACACUCUGCCAUCAGCUAAUAGAGGUGGCAACAGAAAGUGCGCAGUUGGCCAGGUUGUAUAAGGAUUUUGCAACGGUAGCAGGAUUUGAAGAGUCCCAUUAGUACCUGAGGCCUGAACUCUUCGAAUCUGCAUGCAACAGGAAGAAAGCAGACCACCUCCCAUCAUUAUUCAUUACAUCUCUCCUGGAAGAUGACAGCUGUGGAAAGAAAUUGAAAGUACUUCUGAAUUUAUCACUAUUUUCCUUUGGUUUCUUUCUGUGCCAUACUCCAUGUUUAUACAUAAUUUUGCCUUUAUUGCUGAUAUAUAUUCCAUCUGGCUUACCAUUAAGCAUUCAAGAAAUCAACAGUCAUAUUGGAAAGUUUAGUUUCUGUACAAUAGAUAGUGUUAUGCAGCUCUUGAGUCCAUCUGGGAUAAGGAACAUGCAACUUAUCCUGGCCUGUCAGGUCAUUCAGAAAAACGCUCUUCUGGCAGCUGCUCAGCAAGCCUCCCUUUGUUACUUGGUCCAGCCUCCCCAUACCCUGGACAUCAAGGUCUCCAGAAGCUUUCAUUUCUAUUCAGCUGGAGAAAUGGGGACCUCGAGAAUAGGAUGCUGGACAUGUUCAGUCAAACGAGAGAAGCACUGCAAAACCCUGUAAAGUACGUCAGCAUUUUUGAGAGGAACUGUUGGAUUUUGGCUGAAUCAGCAUGUGUCCCAGCAUGCCCUGAGAGGUCAGCUCAUUGGGUACUACAAUAGUCUAAGAAGCCUCUUAGAUGAUUUCCCUGCCAUCAGAGACAAGUAAUUCAUUGGACUACCUCAAGGGAAAAAAGAGGAGCAAGACUUAAAAAAAAACCUUGCAGCUGAUCCCAGAUCCUUCCAUUGUCGACCAUGCUCUUUGCUGUCUCCAGAUGGACACACCUUCCUUAACUUGUGGUUCAUCCCUCACCCUACUGAAGGGCUGAUCAUGUUCAAAAUGCUUCCAGAGAAGGGGAAAGAGGAAAAAUGGAGAAAGUCAUGAAGUCCAAAACUCCUGGAGGAAAAAAGAGCUUACUGAACUGAGAGAUUUUUAAGUGCAUCUCCUGAAGCCUUAUCUGAUAAACUUACUGUUCUUGGGACUCCAGGGACUGAACUUCAAGAGAUACAGAAAACGAUUGACAGCCUCCAGAAUCCACUGGAUCCCUAUGAAGUACCCCAGCUGCUCGCUACUCACAGAGAAGUGAUCUUUCUACAGUUCGAUGCAGCAUUCAGACAUUGACUACGAGGACAUUUUUGUCCUUGGGGAAUGUUUCAGCCUACCAGAGUGUUACAGGCAGGGUAUACCUCCACUGAGUAACUCCACAAUUCAGAAUGCAUUUGCUUCACAGCUACGGCCCCCACAGCUUCUGCAUCCUCAAAGCUCCAAGACACUCGUGCAUUUUCCUUGGAGGACAUUCCUAAUGGAUGGAGGAUUGUUUCCAGUCACUAUCAACAACACAAUUAAUAUAAAUUACAACAUGCAGCUGUGCCGGUGCAGCCUGAGUGGUGCAGAUGGAAGAGCUGCUCACGUGGAGACGGUGGCAAUGCAGUUUCUGGUGGAGGAUGUACUGCAGAACAGCUACGGCUCUGCUGGGGAAGAUCACGCGGACUGUCAAGCCUCGUUAGCUAAGAGCAAGUCCCAAAGAAACUGACAACUCAGUUUCUUUGGGACUGCACAGCUUCUGUGUAGGGCUCCUGAUAGUUUUUGCAACUGUGCACUCUGUGCACAUAAGCAACCUAGACCUGAGGUACGCUGUAACAACCUCACCUACUCCUGGCCAUCUGGUAAGAAGCAAAGGGGUCUCCUGUAAAUCCUGAGUGCUCUCAAGAGAAGCCCCAGAUAGAUCCCUAGAGAGACGUGCCCCUUGAGGGCCUGUUGGUAUCACCAGACCUCUGGAGAAAACAGACUGUCCUGACUUCUCCCCGCACACCACUGAAGGUCCAGCUCUUUCUUUAUCAAGAGCUGCUCAGUGCAAAGGAGAAAGGAACAGCCUGGCCACUGUCUAAAACCAAACCCAGUCAAGGAUAAGCAAGGCUCUUCCAGGCUGUACUUGCAUUGUGGCUGUGGCUGUGAGGAAUGGUUGCUGGGGGCACCUAAAACCUGACAGAAAAAAGAUUUGGUUCAAGGAACGAGGAGGGAUUCAAACUGUUUGUGGUGGAAAACAGAUAGACUGACUGAUUUGCAAGGUCAAAUGGAUGGAAAGGACAAAGUUAGUUAUUUUAAUGUCUGCUUCCCUCAAGAUCUGAGCUAAGAGUUUGAUUUCUGUAACAGUACUUUAGUUAGAGACCAAGCAGAAAGUGUUGCUGUUAAAAGCGAUUCACUUGGGGAAAGCAGCAAUAAAACAAAGAAUUUAACUGCUGUGUGAUUUUAUCCUCAUCUCUGCUGUGUGUGAGUACUCACCACGAUCAAAAACCAGCCUGGGAUUUCCCUGUACCCUGCUCUGAAGAACACUGGUGUAAGGACCCAUUGCAAGUUCUGAUUGUGAAAUAGCCUGUCACAAGUCUUUUCCCAUUGUAUAUUGGGAAGAAAAGCAUGUGAAAAGUUUGCCAUAGCUUUUUGAAGCAAAACAUUUCCCUGUGACUUCCAGCAGAACUUGGCAGAAAUGGUUGACUUAAGUGCAGACUGGUUGCAGAACAGCAAAAAGACAUGCAAACUUCUGCUGAGGCAUCACAGUCCGGUCACCACGUAACUUGCUGAGAUCUUUUCUGGUAUUCUGGAAGCAACUAGAAGUAUUAAAGGCAGAAUGGGGCCAACUGAAGCUGAAGCAAGGCUAUCAAUAGUUCCUCUCUACAAAGAGUUUUGUGAGCAA